GAGAGAUUGACUAGACGGCCGACCUGUUAAGGUGGCCCCAGAUAUUCCAGCCUCAGCCCAGAGUCCUCCUGUGCCCCUACUGCAGCAAGGGGGUCUCCAAGAAGGGGGACCCGGAGUCAGCCCAUCACACCUGGUUUCCUCUCUGCUAGAGUCCUUCAUCCCACAGAGCGCUAGAGGGCAGCUGAGGAGGAGCUACCUUAAAAAAGGAGGUGUGUGCCAGGGAGCUGGGUAGGAGCCUGGCUAUAUCUGCCCAGCAGCGGUACUCUCAGGACAGAGAUGGCACUGAUGCAGGAACUGUAUAGCACACCAGCCUCCAGGCUGGACUCCUUCGUGGCUCAGUGGCUGCAGCCCCACCGGGAGUGGAAGGAAGAGGUGCUAGACGCUGUGCGGACAGUGGAGGAGUUUCUGAGGCAGGAGCAUUUCCAGGGGAAGCGUGGGCUGGACCAGCAUGUGCAGGUGCUGAAGGUAAUCAAGGUGGGCUCCUUCGGGAAUGGCACGAUUCUCAGGAGCACCAGAGAGGUGGAGCUGGUGGCGUUUCUGAGCUGUUUCCACAGCUUCCAGGAGGCAGCCAAGCAUCACCAAGAUGUUCUGAGGCUGAUAUGGAAAACCAUGUGCCAAAGCCAGGACCUGCUGGACCUCGGACUCGAGGACCUGAGGGUGGAGCAGAGGGUCCCCGAUGCUCUCGUCUUCACCAUCCAGACCAGGGGGACUGCGGAGCCCAUCACGGUCACCAUUGUGCCUGCCUACAGAGCCCUGGGGCCUUCUCUUCCCAACUCCCAGCCACCCCCUGAGGUCUAUGUGAGCCUGAUCGAGGCCUGCGGUGGCCCUGGAAAUUUCUCCCCUUCCUUCAGCGAGCUGCAGAGAAAUUUCGUGAAACAUCGGCCAACUAAGCUGAAGAGCCUCCUGCGCCUGGUGAAACACUGGUACCAGCAGUAUGUGAAAGCCAGGUCCCCCAGGGCCAAUCUGCCCCCUCUCUACGCUCUUGAACUUCUAACCAUCUAUGCCUGGGAAAUGGGUACUGAAGAAGACGAGAAUUUCAUGUUGGACGAAGGCUUCACCACUGUGAUGGACCUGCUCUUGGAGUAUGAAGUCAUCUGUAUCUACUGGACCAAGUACUACACACUCCACAAUGCAAUCAUUGAGGAUUGUGUCAGAAAACAGCUCAAAAAAGAGAGGCCCAUCAUCCUGGAUCCGGCCGACCCCACCCACAACGUAGCGGAAGGGUACAGAUGGGACAUCGUCGCUCAGAGGGCCUGCCAGUGCCUGAAACAGGACUGUUGCUAUGACAACAGGGAGAACCCCAUCUCCAGCUGGAACGUGAAGAGGGCACGAGACAUCCAUUUGACAGUGGAGCAGAGGGGUUACCCAGAUUUCAACCUCAUCGUGAACCCUUAUGAGCCCAUAAGGAAGGUUAAAGAGAAAAUCCGGAGGACCAGGGGCUACUCUGGCCUGCAGCGUCUGUCCUUCCAGGUUCCUGGCAGUGAGAGGCAGCUUCUCAGCAGCAGGUGCUCCUUAGCCAAAUAUGGGAUCUUCUCCCACACUCACAUCUAUCUGCUGGAGACCACCCCCCCCGAGAUCCAGGUCUUCGUGAAGAAUCCUGAUGGUAGGAGCUACGCCUAUGCCAUCGACCCCAACAGCUUCAUCCUGGGUCUGAAGCAGCAGAUUGAAGACCAGCAGGGGCUUCCUAAAAAGCAGCAGCAGCUGGAAUUCCAAGGCCAAGUCCUGCAGGACUGGUUGGGUCUGGGGAUUUAUGGCAUCCAAGACAGUGACACUCUCAUCCUCUCUAAGAAGAAAGGAGAGGCUCUGUUUCCAGCCAGUUAGUUUUCUCUGGGAAACUUCUCUGUACAUUUCUGCCAUCUACUCCAGAAUUCAUCCUGUCAAUCACUCUGUCCCAUUGUCUACUGGGAAGGUCCCAGGUCUUCACCAGUUUUACAAUGAGUUAUCCCAGGCCGGAUGUGGUAGCUCACACCUGUAAUCCCAGAACUUUGGGAGGCCGAGGUGGGAGGAGCGCUUGAGCCAAGGAGUUCAAGACCAGCCUGGGUAUCAUAGGGAGACCCCGUCCCUAUGAAAUAAAAAAUAAUUCAUUGGG
Pongo pygmaeus (Bornean orangutan) is the source of this 2089-nucleotide messenger RNA. RefSeq names its product 2'-5'-oligoadenylate synthetase like (gene OASL). NCBI's taxonomy places the organism in Eukaryota, Metazoa, Chordata, Mammalia, Primates, Hominidae. Gene Ontology annotation, biological process: defense response to virus; regulation of ribonuclease activity; negative regulation of viral genome replication. The record is from RefSeq and is a predicted model, not a curated record. The transcript is spliced from 6 exons. Gene Ontology annotation, cellular component: membrane; nucleoplasm; cytosol. Gene Ontology annotation, molecular function: protein binding; nucleotidyltransferase activity; double-stranded RNA binding. Bases 277 to 1821 code for a protein of 514 amino acids.